Drosophila guanche is the source of this 1023-nucleotide messenger RNA. RefSeq lists its product as uncharacterized. NCBI's taxonomy places the organism in Eukaryota, Metazoa, Arthropoda, Insecta, Diptera, Drosophilidae. Bases 87 to 902 code for a protein of 271 amino acids. The transcript is spliced from 2 exons. The record is from RefSeq and is a predicted model, not a curated record.
CGAUCGAUAGCCAAAGCUAAACACCGCCGCCUCUGAUAAGACGAGCUAAAGUUGUGGGUGUGGCCAUUAAACUAUUUCCAUAAGCAAUGGACGACAACCCUAAAGUGCCAGCCCCAUGGUGUGGACGGGACUACAAGCCCCGCACUUUUGAUAAGCACACGCCGGUCGUGUGCUACGACAAGCCCAGUGCAUCCAUUGUAUCCCAAAAGGAAUACGAAGACAAACGCUUUCUGGCCCUCACCGGCGAUGUGGUGGAAACAUUGGUGGUGCCCAAGCGGGAGGCUCGCACCUGGACCAUGCAGGCUGGCGAUCUGUGCCGCAUCACUGUGCACGAGGGCGCGCAGGUGGGCGAUCUGAAUUUCUGGAAUCUGGAGAACACACAGGAGCGUUUCUACUCUGGCAAGACGCGACAGCUGCACGCCUCCCACUUGAAGGUGUAUGAUCGCCUGUGGAGUUGCCUGCCGCACCUGCGCCCCAUGGCCACAUUUGUGUUCGACUCGCUGGCCGGCUAUGGCAUCGACGAGGACGGCGCCUCUCUGCAUGAUGUAAUCGGAACACGCUGCGACGAUUACACCUACAAGCUGAUAACUGGACAAGAUCGCGUCGGCAGCUGCCACAGUUCGCUGGUUAAGGCAGUGGUGGAGGAGCGCGGCCUGAGCGAGCAGGAUGUACAUGACGUAUGGAACAUAUUCAUGUGCACUGGCUUCACCAGGGACACGCAGCAGUACUUCUGCAAGCCGAGUCCCGCCCGAAAAGGAGAUUUCAUCGAGUUUGUGGCGGACAUGAAUCUGUUGGUGGCGCUGAGUGCCUGCCCCCAGGGUGAUGUCUCCAUACCGGUGGGUGCCGAGGUACCCGAUGGCAAGUGUCACCCUCUGAAGGUAGAGGUGUUCCGUAAAAAGUAGUUGGAAAAGUUUCAGCCACUAGUGUAGGCAAAAUAUUUAAUUUACCUCGUAACAUUCGAUGAAGUAAUACGAAAAAUUAAAAUAAAAGUUCAGACGGAUUGGAACAAUCAGCACAAGGAAA